This is a messenger RNA of Thrips palmi, 592 nucleotides long. RefSeq names its product mitochondrial import receptor subunit TOM7 homolog (gene Tom7). Gene Ontology annotation, biological process: protein import into mitochondrial matrix. The record is from RefSeq and is a predicted model, not a curated record. Gene Ontology annotation, cellular component: mitochondrial outer membrane translocase complex. Bases 126 to 293 code for a protein of 55 amino acids. NCBI's taxonomy places the organism in Eukaryota, Metazoa, Arthropoda, Insecta, Thysanoptera, Thripidae. The transcript has 3 exons.
CUGGGGAAAUCGUUCUGUCGAUAGUGUGGCCGGACUAGCAGAAGGAAACCACGCUCGUUGUCGAGGGCGAAAACUGGGCAAUUUCAUUCAUUCAACCCCCUUACAUUGUCCGUAAAUCAGCCAAGAUGGUGAAAAUGAGUCAAGAAACGAAAGAACGCCUUGCAAUGGUUUUCGGCGUGUCGAAGUUUGUCUUCCAUUGGGGAUUUGUGCCAACAGUUCUGUACAUGGGAUUCAGGAAAGGAGCUGAUCCCGGCAUGCCCGAUUUACAGCUUUUGCAGUUGCUGUGGAUGUGAACGAUCUGCUUUCAACCAAGUCAUCAUUCCAUUUUCCAUGAAGAGCUGUCCAAGACUUUCACCAGAAAUGCAGUGUCUUUAGAGACAAUAUAUGUAAAUGUCAUCUCAUUUUUGCUAUCGUUUUUCUCUUGACAGUUUGGCUAAACAUAAACAAUAAUUGUAAAAUAGUUAUAUUCAAAUUUAGUUUACUAUUGUUUAUUUAUCACAUGUAUAUCAAUGUUUUUAUGUGAAGUUUGCUCAGAUGAUCUCACCUCAAAAAGGAAUCAUGUGGUCUGUAAAAUAAAUUUCAUGUGAUAAAU